AUGGCAGGCACUAUGAGCUCGGCCAGCUCAUGGCAAUGGUGUGUUGUCAUUGUAGCAGGCGUUCUUGCUUGCCUUGCACAUGCAUCGCAGUCUGUCAAUGUUGCGUUGCAGGCUUCCUUUGAUUCGGCCCCGUUUCUGUUAGAACUGCUAGAAACUGCCGCAGAAGAGAACCCCGCGUCCUAUUUCCCUUUGCUCGACCACAUCGCCGACGGAACCUUUGACGCCGCUGUGACCGAUAAAGAGCUCUAUGAUCAGUUCCUAGAGACUUUGAAGCAGGAUGGACUCAUUGAGGCGCCUGAGAGCUUCUCUUCUUUCAAAUUGUCUCUUGCGAUUCGAUCGACGGCACCGAGGAUUGAGGCCCACUACCAGUACUACAAUACCUCUGUUCAGCAGUCCUUGAUGGCUGCUCAGGAUGCAGCCUGCCCUGUAUGGAUACACUAUGAGGGCAAGCAGUAUUGUUCUUCGGCCAUGGAGCGCGCACAACAGGAUGUGUCGGGGGAGCUUGAUUCGCGCAAGCUUCCUUUUGAUCGUGUCUCUGGAGACGUCUCUCUUCCUCCGGCUGUUCUCUACGCAGAUGUCGCUUCGCCGCUGUUCAAAGAAUACCACCAGACAUUGAGUGCCUUGGCAAAAGAAGGCCAGCUGUCGUACCGAGUUCGCUAUCGGCCUCCUCAGCACUGGGCCCCGAGGCCCCUCUUUGUCUCCGGAUAUGGGGUCGAAUUGGCUUUGAAACGUACGGAUUAUAUUGUCAUCGAUGAUCGUGACGCAGAAAAGCGAGAAUUGGGCAAAGAUGAGCUGCAAGAUGAAUCUCCCGAUGACCUGAGGCCUCUGUCGUCAUCUGAAGUCACUCGACUGGGCUGGAACACCGCGAGCUACGUGAUGAACAGUGCGGAUCCCCUCGACACCCUUGUUAAGGUAUCCCAGGAUUUCCCCAAGUAUUCCUCCGUCGUCGCCGGACACAAUGCGACAAAGGCCUUGGUCAGAGAGGUCCACUCAAACCGCGGUCAGAUGUAUCCUUCUGGGCACAACAUUAUGUGGAUCAAUGGCGUACAGAUGGACGCUCGCAAGAUCGACGCCUUUUCUCUCCUAGACCAUCUUCGCCGGGAGCGAAACCUGAUUGACCGAUUUCGUAAUCUGGGUCUAUCGGCCCAAGAAACCGUCAAGCUCCUCUCUCAUCGUAAAGUCGCCCGAGCCCAGGCGGAUAAUGAGCCUCAGCGGUACAAUUACCGGGAUGAGAUCGAAGGUGGCCGUGUUGUGCUCUGGUUGAACGACAUUGAGAAGGACGUCAAAUACGAGUCUUGGACAAAUGAAUUGGCAGCGUAUCUUCAACGCUCCCACCCAGGACAACUUCCUGCGGUCCGUCGCGAUCUACACAACAUCGUUUUCCCCGUUGACCUAACGAACCCCGAAGAUUUGGAAUUAGUCAUCCAGACCAUCCAGAUUUUCGUCAAGAAGAGGAUCCCGGUCAGGUUUGGAUUAGUCCCUACGGCCAUUUCGAAAGGCUCCAUCGGCCAGCUUAAGAUCACCCAUUAUCUACAUGAGACAUUCGGCCUGGAAUCCCUCAUCCAUUACCUUGAACAAUUUGCAUCAAAGAAAAAGGUCUCUUCACCGGACAAAUUCUCCUUCCAGGCUGCGACCAAGGAGAGAGAAACGCGUGAUAAUGUCGAAGCUCUCACAUUCGAGCAGGUCCUGGCAAGCGAUGAGUUGGAUGAAAUUGUUUCGCGAACUGUGAGCUAUCAAAAAAGACUGGAUAUUCAUCCUGAGACGCCCUACUUCUUUGUCAACGGCGUUCCGGUGGUUCGUGACGACACCUGGGUCCAAGAGAUGAGCUCCCAGAUCAGCCAAGAUCUGCAAUUCAUUCAACGGGGUAUCUUUAAUGAACUGUAUGAAGAAGACACUUGGCUUGCAGGUGUCCUGUUGGCCAAGGCUUUCACCCGCCGCAAGACGUUGAUUGUACCUGUUGAUGCGAAAGACGUUCGCUUCGUGGAUGUUGUUGGGCUCUCAGAAUCGUACCAGACUGCUCUUGUCAAUCUGCCACGCGUGAGCAGUGCUGUAGACAAGGCUCGCGAGAACGUGCACAUGAUUGUCGUCGGUGACUUUGAUUCAGAAGAUGGCCUGAAACUACUCGCGGAUGCGUUGAACGUCCGCAGGGAACAUCCCGAAGCAGAGUUGCUGUUUUUGGAUAAUUCUCCGUCACAGACAAUUGAUCAGGCUGUCUCGCAUAAGUUCUAUGGAUUACUCGAACAAGAUGAACCAGUGGAUGUGGAAAAGAUCACCGCCGCUGUAUCUUCCAUUACCGAGACACCAGACGCUGAAACUAUUUUCAAAUACUGGACCGAUCGGCGCCUUUUAGCAGAAGCUCUGGGAUUUCCAACAGGAACAAAUGGCCUUGUUGUGAAUGGAAGAGCAGUUGGCCCCAUCUCGCAGUCAUCUGAACUCGUCGCCGAGGAUCUGGAACAGCUACUGGCAUACGAGCAGGAAAAGCGCAUCACACCUAUUGCAGAGGCUAUCGAAGAGCUUGCCAUCCAGGCUAAGCCCUUGAAUGCCCUUGAAUUCGCAAAGCUGACUUCACUCGUUGCACUCUCGACGAUCUCAGAUGUUCCCGAAGGCAUCUUUGAGUCUCCUGCAGAUACCCGCUUCUCUCCAUCUGACAAUUGGAACACCUCGCAUUCUGUAGUCAUAGUUUCCAACUCCGAGGAUCCCGUUAUCAACAUUGUCGCAGCUAUUGAUCCCACAUCUGAGGUCGCCCAAAGAUGGUUACCGAUUCUCAAAGUGCUCUCUCAAUUGGCCGGGGUCGAAGUAAAGAUCUCAAUGAACCCUAAGGACGAGAUGCACGAACUUCCCACCAAACGUUUCUAUCGUUAUGUUUUGGACUCAGAGCCGUCUUUCGAUACCAAGGGCUCCCUCUUGAAGCCGCAGGCAUCCUUUUCUGGUGUACCGAGAGAGGCGUUGCUUACGUUAGGCAUGGACGUUCCCCCUUCGUGGCUUGUUGCACCGAAGGAGUCUUUGCAUGAUCUCGAUAAUAUCAAGUUGAGCUCAGUCAAGGGCGGAUUGGACGUUGAAGCCCUGUAUUCUCUAGAGCAUAUCCUGAUCGAGGGCCAUUCGAGAGACACGACAGUCAAGUCCCCCCCGAGCGGCGUCCAGCUGCUCCUCGGGACGGAAGAAAACCCGCAUUUUGCGGACACAAUCAUCAUGGCUAACUUGGGGUAUUUCCAGUUCAAAGCUCAGCCGGGGUUCUGGAAAAUCAACCUGAAGCCUGGAAACAGCCAACGCAUCUUCAACCUCGACAGUGUUGGAGGGCUGGGCUAUUCCCCCCAGCCAGGUGAUGAGAACAACGAGGUGGCUCUGCUUUCAUUCCAGGGCGCGACUCUAUUCCCUCGUCUGUCACGAAAGAAAGGCCGUGAGAACGACGACGUGCUAGAAACAGGACCCAAAGCCGGCUCGGCCAUGGACUACGUCUCGAAAGGACUGGGUUUCGCCCAGGGGGUGCUCUCCGGGGUUGGCUUGAAGACCUCAGGCGGUGCGGUCGAGAAGCAGGCAGAUAUCAAUAUCUUCUCCGUCGCUAGCGGUCAUCUGUAUGAGCGAAUGCUGAACAUUAUGAUGGUCUCGGUCAUGCGCCACACGAAGCACUCUGUGAAAUUCUGGUUCAUCGAGCAGUUUCUGUCGCCGUCUUUCAAGUCCUCCCUACCCUAUCUCGCAGAUGAAUACGGCUUCUCUUACGAGAUGGUCACGUACAAAUGGCCGCACUGGCUGCGGCCGCAGAGCGAGAAGCAGCGUGAGAUCUGGGGUUACAAGAUCCUCUUCUUGGACGUGCUGUUCCCGCUCUCGCUCGAUAAGGUUAUCUUCGUCGACGCCGACCAGAUUGUCCGCACGGACAUGUACGAUCUUGUCUCACUCGACCUCGAGGGCGCCCCUUACGGCUUCACCCCGAUGUGUGACUCGCGCGAGGAGAUGGAAGGCUUCCGCUUCUGGAAACAGGGAUACUGGAAAAACUUUCUCCGUGGCCUGCCCUACCACAUCUCCGCCCUGUACGUCGUUGAUCUGAACCGCUUCCGCGCCAUAGCCGCCGGAGACCGCCUGCGCGGCCAAUACCAACUCCUCUCCGCCGACCCGGCCAGCCUGAGCAACCUCGACCAGGACCUACCCAACCACAUGCAACACUACAUCCCCAUCAAAAGUCUGCCGCAGGAGUGGCUCUGGUGCGAGACCUGGUGCUCCGAUGAGUCGCUCGGCCCCGCCCGCACCAUUGACCUGUGCAACAACCCGCUCACCAAGGAGCCCAAGCUCGACCGAGCCCGGAGACAGGUGCCCGAGUGGACUGUGUAUGACGACGAAAUCGCCGAAUUGGCCAAACGGGUCGCAGAGAAGGAAGAACAAGAACAAGAGGCAGCGACAUUCACAGACGGUGCAGAUGCUGCUGACUGGGAUAAAGAUGAACUGUAG
Penicilliopsis zonata CBS 506.65 is the source of this 4440-nucleotide messenger RNA. RefSeq lists its product as hypothetical. Gene Ontology annotation, molecular function: UDP-glucose:glycoprotein glucosyltransferase activity. The transcript is spliced from 5 exons. Lineage: Eukaryota; Fungi; Ascomycota; Eurotiomycetes; Eurotiales; Aspergillaceae. Gene Ontology annotation, cellular component: endoplasmic reticulum. The record is from RefSeq and is a predicted model, not a curated record. Bases 1 to 4440 code for a protein of 1479 amino acids.